Messenger RNA from Dermacentor andersoni, 1372 nucleotides. RefSeq lists its product as uncharacterized. The record is from RefSeq and is a predicted model, not a curated record. NCBI's taxonomy places the organism in Eukaryota, Metazoa, Arthropoda, Arachnida, Ixodida, Ixodidae.
UGGGUUUUCUUCCUGGCGCGGUUCUGCUGGCACGGCCGUCGGCGCCGGCGUACGGCGUCGGUGGCGGCGGGUGCGUCCAUAUAUGCGGAGGCCCCGGUGACGCGUCCCGCGGCGGCCUUGGCGCAACGGCGCGAGCGGGGGCUUUCGAGCGGUUUUGUCGUGGGCGACCGUUUGCGGUGGGCGCGGUGUGUCCCCGCGGACACCGCGCGGCGGCGAAGUGCCUCGCGAAGACGCGCGACCCCGGCCUGGGCGCCCGGAAGGGAAGCACGGCGACGACGAAGACUGCGACGACGCCGCGAUGGAGCUCCGCAUCGGGCUCGACUACGUGGUGGAGCACCCGGAGUACACCCGCACGCUGGCCACCGCGGCCGCGUCCGGCAACAGCGACCUGCGGCGCCAGGUGUGGGAGCUUCUGGUGGCGCUGUGCGGGCGCGGCGGCGAAGGCACCCGGCGGGCGCUGUCCACGCUCGACCAGCUGGCCACGCUGCGCGCCCAGCGCACCCGGCUGGCCGCCCUCGCGCUGGCCAUCUCGCGCGGCACCGACGACGAGGCGUCGCCGCUGCUGGCGCUCGCCAACAAGGCGCUCAGCGGACGCGACAGAGCCAGGCUGCGCGCCGAGCUCAGGGCCCGAGGGUCGCAGGUUCCUGCGGGCCUGACGUCUCCUCCUCCCGAAGAAAGCGGAUGGCCGUCGGGUACGUCAGGUCGGCCGGAGACGUUGCAGCAGGCCUGGACGGCCCUCUCGACGAGGGCCUCCGGCAGCGGCAAACGCGAGGCGUACCUGCUGCGCGCCCUGCAGCGGCUUCUGGCCGACGACGCCUGGGACACACCCGUGCGACAGACCAAACACAGCCAGACCAGCCUCGAGGCCCUGGACCGGUGCGGGACGGGAUCCGCAGCCGCGGCUGCCGCGCCCGCGAAGAGCGUCGCCACGACAGCUGCUGUGACGCAGACCACCGCAGCAGCGACUGUCGCAGCUUCCGCGCCGGCCGGCGACAGCGGUGGAAGCAACAGGAGGUGCUGCAGCUGCCGCUGCCACGAGCCAAAGCCCGCGGAGAUUAAGGCAAGAAAACCAGAGGCUGAACCGUUGAAUAUCUGACAGCACUCGCGCUUGGGAUGGUGGUGACGAUUUCGCCUAAGGCUGUAAAUCCGUUCACCUACUGAGUCGUUUGGACGUCUCGAAGCUAGACCUUUGUUACAGGGAAGUCGUAACGAGAAGCUCCGAAAUUAUUUUAUCCACUUUCGCUGUCACUCCCUCUUCACUUGUGCGCGUAAAGCUUCCGGAAGUACAUAAGCAACAAGCUCAGCCUGUCAAACCUACUACGUAAGGCGACAGUUAGUGUGUGCCGCCAUCUCACGUAUCCAUGGUGUUCUU